Acanthaster planci (crown-of-thorns starfish) is the source of this 2266-nucleotide messenger RNA. RefSeq lists its product as uncharacterized. The record is from RefSeq and is a predicted model, not a curated record. NCBI's taxonomy places the organism in Eukaryota, Metazoa, Echinodermata, Asteroidea, Valvatida, Acanthasteridae.
GAUUAUGCGCAAUUCAUCAUUUUUGUCCAAUGGGCAAUAGCAACGUGUCACAAAACAAACACAAGAAUUCCCUAAAUAUCCUGCCUAUGGUGAGCUGAGCCCUAUAUACGACGUGGCACAGAACACCAACUGUAAGACGAUUUGAUGCUUGUGGAUAGCAAAAAUGACAUCACAUCACUUUACUGUCAGUCUGUUACUUCACACCCUUGUGCUAUUUCCAUUUCAUUUGGCUACCGGUGGUUAUGCCAAUUACGAUAAGCAUAGCAGCACUAUUACCUACAGUGGCACUCACGGACAACACGGCAGCAGCAGCAGGGGUAGCGGUGGAAGCACGAUGGUACGUUACCCUGGCCAACUACUUCGCAACUACUCCGACGAUGACAUACUACAUAGAAACGUGUGCACUCUUCAAGACUGUAUCCCUUACAUUCAUAUGCAAGUAACCAUAGAACUCAACCUACAACAGAAACUUCAAGUUCACCGAAAGCGACGGUUCAUCCGCCGCUGGCGUGCUGCAUACAAAUACCGGAGUGCCCCAACAAGAAUUCGUCACACCUCUAUAGUCACACUGACCCCAGCACAGAAGACUCAGAUCCUAUCUCAAUUUGGUAACUAUUUCAGUCAAGCUGAGGAGCUACCAUUAGUGUCACAAAUUGGAACCAGACAGAAGCGAACCAGCAUAAUCGUAUGCCCCCGCGAGGAACAGUGGGAUGCUCUGGUGUUGGGGCUUACAAACGAUGAUGAACUUGUACAGGUUAUACAGUUCGCAGAUACCGGCGACAGACAAUGGAUCUUGGAUGAGCGAUGCACGCAGAAUCAGUGUAGCUUUGUAUCUGAUUGCGGGUGUAGCGCCCAUACUCGUCUUGUUCGAGCUGCAGUCAUCAGCUUUGAUGAGUCUGUGGUGGCCGAGAAAUACAUCAAGGUGUAUUGCUGUGUCGCUAAAUUACUUGGCUAAAAGAUUAUCACAAAUAUCACUGAAGAAGUGGUUUGGCAAAAAUUUUCCCCGUUGGCAGGUGGCUAAAAUGUUUCAUUAUUUUCCUAUUGCAACCUCACUUCAGACCAGUAUUUUUCUUUUAUUUCUGGAAGUACAUUUAGUUUGUUAACACGUCUAUCUAGACUAAAACUGUAUUGCUAAUAAUCGGAUCAAGGAGAAUCGUCAAUGCAGAAUUUUGAAGUCUUUUACGUGAGAUCUCUUCUGUGCCCCCAUUACAACGUACCUACACUGAGUAGAAAAAGUGUAAUUACUUUGUAGCCUGUGCUCUCUUAUCUUGUAAAUUAAACGAUGUUUAAAACAAAAAAGAAAAAAACGUUUAGGACCCAACUUGACUUCUCUGUAAUAUGGAGCUAUUAAAGUUUUUCGAUAUCUGCACAAUUACAGGACUUUACUAUAGCUUAGAAAUUGAAGAACACGUUGGAAUGUACAUGGUGUAUUUGAAUUCUCUGUCUGAAUGUAAUACUGCCUUUGCAUCUGUUAAUAAUUAAUUCGUGCAUCUGGAAUAUGCGAUUGAAAACUAUGUUUAGUUUCAAUCAUGUUGACAUGACGUACUUGUUUGAAAAGCAGGCGUCCUCACUGCACACGUAUAGUCUGGUACCGACCCCUACGGAAGAACGUCAUCCUGGCCCCAACAUUUUUUAUCUCGUUGUAACCUUUGAAUGGAAUAUUAUGUUGAUAUUGGCAAUAGUCCGGAUUUUCUAAGCAAAUGCCAUCCCUGUCUGUUGUUUAAUGUUUUAAUUUUCAGUGACAUUGAGCCUUGAAUUUACAGAGGGCUCUUUCGGACAUAAUGGCAAUAUCCCGUGCAAAGGGAUUAAUUUCUUGAAAGCUUCAAGUUCAGUUAGCUGGUAGUUUCCUCGAGGAUUUUUAUAAUGUCGAAGUUGCAUUCUUUUCAUUUUCAUUAUUUAGUAACAAUUUCGAAACUCUUGGAGAUAGUUACUUACGUACUACAAUGCAAUUAACUCGGUCGUUAAGAACCUGGGUGGUUUGACCAUAAUAACUCGUACAUACAAAAGAUGUAAACGAUUAAUGAACAGAUUAAUUUUUUUCCUGCAAAUGUCAGCAAUUCAAAAUUGGCUUGAUUUGCAUUAGUGAAUCUUUGUAUGAAUAUUGCAUACAAUAUGAACGACCUACAGCGAUUUCCAAUAAAUUUAGUUUUACCCUCUGUACACAAGCAGCUAAUCCGAAGUUUGCAUGAUCUCUAAAUUCCAAAGAGUGAAAAUUCGCUCUAUUCGAGUGAAAACUUAAUCCCUCCGAUUGAAAUUAAGGACCAGA